CAUCACUAUCACCAUCGCUACCUCACCACCAACCUCACCACCAACCUCACCACCAACCUCACCACCAACCUCAACAAUCCACCCAAUUCAUCAAAAUGGCCACCCUCUCCCGCGUAACCCGCAUCUGCAACCCAGCACUCUUUAUCUGCGACCUGCAAGAAAAAUUCCGCCAUGCCAUUUACGAAUUCUCCAAAGUGUCCGUCCCCAUCCCCUCCCCCGACCCCAAAACUAACAACAUACAGAAUAACCACAACCACCAAACUCCUCCACGCAACCACCCCCUCAACAUCCCAAUCUACAUAACCACCCAAUCGCGAAACAAACUCGGCCCUACCGUCCCCGAACUAACCGCCCUCCUUUCCCCCCCAACACCAAACAUAAUCGCCGACAUUGACAAAACCCUCUUCUCAAUGAUAACGCCCGAGAUCGACGCCCUGCUACCAGCCCAACCGCUCGAUGUUCUUCUCGUGGGAAUAGAAACCCACAUUUGCGUGACUCAAACCACACUUGAUCUAUUGGCCAGAGGGCAUAGGGUCUAUGUGAUUGUGGAUGGGGUGAGUAGUGUGAAUAAGGAUGAGAGGGGGGUUGCGAUUGCGCGGUUGCGGGAUGCGGGGGCGAUAGUGACGACGAGUGAGAGUGUGUUGUUUGAGAUUUUGGGGGAUGCGAAGCAUCAGGCGUUUCGGGCGGUGAGUGGGGUGGUUAAGGAGAUGAAGGAGGAAACGAGGGGGCGGUGGAGAGUUUGGCGAAGUUUUGAGAGUUGUGUAUGGAUAGAUAGAUGUCUUUGAGUGGGUUUGAGUAGAUGGGGGGAAUGGAUUCUAUAUGUGGAUUAUAUGGGAUGGAAUCAGCUAUUUCUUAUGC
Molecule: messenger RNA, 858 nt
Organism: Aspergillus sclerotioniger CBS 115572
Lineage: Eukaryota; Fungi; Ascomycota; Eurotiomycetes; Eurotiales; Aspergillaceae
Product: putative isochorismatase family hydrolase
Exons: 3
Coding region: 96-785 (229 amino acids)
Source: RefSeq, a predicted model, not a curated record